Siniperca chuatsi (mandarin fish) is the source of this 7845-nucleotide messenger RNA. It is a transcript of the gene rbm14b, whose product is annotated as RNA binding motif protein 14b. The coding region runs from base 145 to 1875 and encodes 576 amino acids. Gene Ontology annotation, cellular component: cytosol. Lineage: Eukaryota; Metazoa; Chordata; Actinopteri; Centrarchiformes; Sinipercidae. The record is from RefSeq and is a predicted model, not a curated record. The transcript is spliced from 4 exons. Gene Ontology annotation, molecular function: zinc ion binding; mRNA binding.
GAAUCGUUUUUGUGAGGAUUCAGCAUCCUCCGGGUGCAGCAGCAGCAGCAGCAGCCCUCCCCCUCUGCAGCCUCUCCAGCAGUAUGCCCGACAUGCAAACGGAAGCAGACGCUACCAUUUUGAAAUACAGCACCGUCUAGCGCCAUGGACAAGAGCCACACAGUGAAGCUCUUCGUGGGCAACUUGGCGUUGGACACCACCCAGGAGGAGCUGUCAGCCAUCUUCGAACCCUACGGCCAGGUGGUCAGCUGCAGCGUGCUGCGGCAGUUUGCCUUCGUUCACCUGCAGGGUGAGGGUGCCGCCGAGCGCGCCAUCCGGGAGCUCAAUGGACGGGAGUUUCGUGGACGGAAUUUGGUGGUGGAGGAGUCGAGGGGAAGGCCGUUGCACUCCACCAAGGUGUUUGUGGGUAAUCUGAGUGGGAUGUGCACCACUGAAGACCUACAGCAGCUGUUCCAGACAUUUGGAAAAGUUCUUGAGUGUGACAAAGUCAAAGCCAGGCAUUCCUCUUCUGCAGGCUAUGCCUUUGUCCACAUGGAAAACAAGGAAGAUGCACUCCAGGCCAUCGAGGCCCUACACGGCACCUCGUUUAAGGGCCGCCCCCUGUCUGUAGAGCUGUCCAAGGUCCAGCCCAGCAAGCAGGCACCUACAGGAAAAAUCCCCUGCGUUAACUGUGGAAAGCAGGGUCACUAUGCUGGAGAAUGCCCUGUGGGGAAGCCUUCUCUGGAGCAGUACCAGAGUCAGGCAGCGGUCCUGGCUGCCGCUGCUGCUGCAGCUGCCGGCCUGCCACUACAAGUCCAACAAAGCGUGCACAAUUCAGUCUACAACACCUCCACCUUUGAUCCCACAUAUGCGGCUCUCACUGGGAUUACUACAGGCACGCGCACUGAUGGAAACCCGGUGAAUCCAGCUGUUUAUGGUGCCCUUGCCAGCCAGGUGUAUGGUGCCAAUGUGGCCAAUCAGCUUUAUGGAACGAUGGCCAGUCAGGCAGCUCUUACAUCAGGUGCCACCCACCAAAUGUACAGCUCAAUGACCCCCAACAUCUACGGCCAGGUGGCUGCAAGUCCGGCAGCUGCAGCUGCUGCUGCUGCCGCUGCUGCCUACGCAACUCCGGUUUACACCCCAACUGUGGCCAACCCCCCUGUCUAUCUGGCUGCUGCUCAUGGAUUAGAAAUGCCAACAGCAGCGGCUGCAGUCAACCCCGCCUACACUGUAGCUCAAGCAAUUUAUGGUGCCGCGACACCAGCCUACGCUCAUAUAAGCGCCAUGGGAGCAGCGGACCCUACUACAGCCAUCUUUGAGGCAGCCAGGCAGGCACAUUACUUUGCCCAGGGCCAGCAGGUUGUGGCCGAGCAGCACUCAGCGGCUGCCGCAGCAGCAGCAGCUGUGGCAAAAUCUGGUGAGAGGGACCGCAGUCCCCUACGGAGGUCGCUACCUCUGCUACCAGACCCAGUGAUGAAGCCGUUCAUGUACCAGAGAGCCAAGCCACGCCGACCCCUGCUCCCCACGCCAGCUGGCCGAGCGGCAGAAGAGGCAGCGGAGGCUGCAGAGGACCCCAUGGCCAGGUACUAUGCAGAGUAUUACCAGCAGCUGCAGCAGUACCCCCAGUUCCAGUAUGCCUACCCACCACCGAGCACAGUAACAGCCAUCCCUGGAAUGCCAGGAGUGUCAGCAGUCCCUACUGUAUCUGCGAUGUCCGCCCAGUCAGUCGCCACGCUGGACGCCCUCAGGCCAGUGGUCCCUACCGCUGCGGCAGUGGCAGCCGCCAUGGCUGCACCCAGGGUGUAUGAGCCGCCGUUGCCGCCGCCCACGCGCAAGGAGGCCAUCCUCCGCCGCCCCGAACUCUCCCUUCACACACCUGAGCCCCCGUUCCGAUAGUCACACACAACUCUCUGCCCUCACCCCUUCCUCUUUGCCCUGAACCCCCACCCCCUCCCAUCUCCUCUUCCACCCCAAACCUGACCACCUUACAGCAGCUGUAUGUGAGUGUGUGUGCAUCUGGGGGCUCAAAGUGUGUGGGGUGGGGUUUGAAACUGGGUGCUCCUUGGUUUAUUAACCUGCUUUACGAGGGACUUGAUCAGCUAACCUUGGUCCUGUUUGCAUACACACAGUGCAGCCAUGAAAGGGAGGCUAUCAUCUGUUGUAUGGGCAUUCUGCUUCUCAGUUUUACUUUUUUAUUGUGCCAGUCUCACACUUGUGCCAGUAUUAGACUGACCCAGUCAGUCAUUUCAUAUGCCUUUAUUUCCGCAACCCAGUUAUGAUUUUCUACGGCCAAAUCUACGAUAAAAGAAAUUGGUUUUUGAACCAGUCAUCAGCCAUCCUCCUUAGGCCUAGAUGAUCAGUUAGGGCAGCUAAUUUGAAACCUUUUUUGCCUUAUGUUGAAGAGUAUAGAUUUGUAAUGUAAUCAGAUGGGAUAGUCAGAUAGUACACAUAUUGUGUACUGGCUGCAUUGCACUGUGUCCAACAGUACCAAGGUUGACAUGUUUUUUUUUUUGGGGGGGGGUGUUUGUCUUGAAUGUGAUGUUGAUGUAGUAUGUGUGAAAGAGAGAGAUAUAUAUGAUGGCUCCUGACCAUGCAGCGCACAAACGCAGCAGCUAAGACUGCUCCUUUCAGAAAAAAAACCCUUAAAGCACACACAAUACGUACUGUAAUGUAUGUUUGGAUCUCUCCUUGACCCUUUUUCCCCACCUGUGCUCUAACUACAACACUGGAAGACACUGCGUCACCUCUCUUUCUCUUUCUAACUACAGCUGCCUACCUCUGACUGUAAAUUUCAGUGUAGAGUCUAUUCUAUCUAUUCACCCAGUCAGCAGUCUAUUUCCUGCUCCUCAUAAAGGUACAGGGUCAGCAGUUUAGGGAGGGAGGAGCCGGAUUUCAGUGACAAUGACUUUUGUAGAUAUUCUGUAUUAAGUCCUCAUACAUGUUCAGAGGCCUUUACAAAAAAAAGUGUUUUGUUUGUUUUAGUGUAGUUUACAUGUAACACAAGUCAACCUGGGGUGUAAUGAAUUGUAAAUGGAAAAAACCCACGUGUGACUACUGAAUGAGCUGUUUACAAAAGAUCUUUACACUGCAUCUUAUUAGGAAUAUGUGACAAGCUCAAUUAUGUGCCUAUAAGCUUUGAGUAAAGUGCAUUAAGAGGAGGGCCCCCCCCCAUUUUAAGUGCUUAUGACUUUUUAAUAAUUUCAAGGGGGGUAACAGGAGCCCUCCAGAGUUUAGUAUCCAGAAGGCUACGAGCAGUGAAGCUUUCUCGUGACUCCUUUGUUAGAUUUGUUUCAUAUCAUAGGGUUUUUAAAAAGCCACAAACUGAGCCUCACAGGUUCAUAAUUAGCCGCUGGUUUUAAGCAGGAAUGACAGUGAUAGCACCAAUGAAGUGACAGUUGGGGCAGUGUCUUCCAGUUGCCCCAACUAUCCUACUUUUUUCCAAAUACCAGACCUGCUUCAGAUUGUAAUUGCAAAAAAAGUUUAGUGUCUGUUUUAAUCUGGUUAUUGGAUCUGGUAGUUGGGGUUUGCUGCAUCUGGAUAACAAAAGCUUGACUUACAAGGUCAGUUACUUUUUGACAUUCAUGAGCUUGUCCUGAGUAGCAAAUUCCACCCAUUUGGUUCUGCAAUCACUUAAAACAAUCACUUGGAGUUUUUCGCAACUACUAUUUGACAGCAGUGAUGCACACACAGACAUGCCCUCUGAAAUCACCUUACUGCCUCGCUGUUUCCCCCUUCCCCUCUCCCUGUGUGGUUUUUAGUGGUUAAGUGACUUUUGCAUCUCACAGUGUAAUCUUUCUGUGUUGUAUAUACAAACACAUACCAGUUGCAUCCUUUGUAGAAUUAUGUGGUUUGCGAAAUGUCUUGUUUGCCAUGUUUGAAAUCGUAUUUUUUAGAGAAGUAUUUUAAUUUUGCCUUUUUUUUUUUUUAGGAAAAGACAAAAAAAAGUAAAAAACAAAUCAGCAUGCUUUUUAAUUGAGAAUAUGUAUACUAUAAUCAUUAUUAUAAUAAAGAAUGUUUGGCUGACUACUGUGGUAAAAGAAAGCAAAGGGUUUGGACAUUUCCCCUUCUUGUUUAUGUUGUUCUUCUCCACUAUCUGUUUCUCUUGUGUAAAAUGACCACCAGACCCAUUUGACUGGGGACCCAGUGGGAGACAGGUGUAGAUGCUGGCCCAGCUUUGCUCACUUUGGUCAGGGUAAGUGCGGGUGGGUGCUCCUUUCUCUCUCCAGCUUCUCAAACUGGGUGCAAACCAAAAUUUCUAUGAAGUGGUUUGCACUUGACAAAAUGCACUCCAUUAUUAAAUCAUGAACAAAGGCUUGGUAUGGUCCUUUUAAAUUGAUUUUCAUGCAGAAAGGACAUUGUACACUGUAAAAUCAUGUUGAGAGCUGGGGAGAGGCACACAGAUAGAAUGGCUUGGGUGCAUUUUGAUCUGUGGAGCAGUCCUGUUCCUGGGGUUGAUGGGUGUGCGUCUGGUCUGGUCUCUCCCUGCUGCACCAAAUUCUCCCCCUCCGUGUGUCUCUGUGUCCACUCUACUCAGACCUGCAUGUGUGAUAAUCUGUAACUCUGCCACAAAAAACCCCCGCGACAGUCCAGCUCUGAACUAACUAUCUCAACUGAAUUAGGUCACCAUGCCACCUGGAACGGCCAGCGUGCAGCCGUGCGUGAGCGUGGCGGCGUGAGCCAUGGGGACGACUUUUAGCGCGACGCCACCGCAGUUGGGACUUGUUCUCUCUCUCUUCACCACCAAGGUAAAUAAAAAACGAAACAAAAACAAAAGCACUGACCUCUCCUCUCCCCACCUGCCGCCCCUCCUUUGACUGUGCCUUGACCAAACACUCCUCCCCCCUCCUCUCCUCCGCCAUCACCACCUCUCCCCUUCUCCCCACUCCGCAACUCCUCCUCUGCUGCAAUGGCAGUGCAAUCGGUGGGGGUGGCUGGUGGGGCUAGGACCCCCUCCACAAGACUGAGUCCUAUCUCGCAUCAGUAUACAAGGCGACUGACUGUGCCCUCUGUGUCCCACUGGUGUCUGAACUAGUGAAUAUAGGGAAGUGUGAAUGAGUGUGUGUCAGAGAGAGAGAGAGAGAGAGAGAGAGAGAGUGUGUGUGUGUGUGUGUGUGUGUGUGUGUGUGUUAAACAGAAAGAGAGCAUGGAUGUCUGAAGAACCUUUUGGGUGGUUUCAUUGAUUGGUGAGGCUUGGCACAUGCGGACACACCCUUCCCCUUCCCCUGCCCGCAAGUCUACUCCUCUCCACCGCCGUAUUCGCCGCCCUCACCCCCCCACCCUCUCUUCCACCUUCCCUCCUCCUUCUCAACCCCACCCUACUGUCCCUAUGCGCCUCUCCUUUCCGCCGUUCACACACACACACACAGCGCUUUUUUCCGCCGCCCCCGCCGUCGCCACCUUGGAUCUGGGUUCGUGGCUCUGGCUCGGACUCAACUUCCCAGAACCACCCACCUGACCCAACCUCCCCACCCUCCUUUGUUACCGUAGAGGCCUGGGCGUGCCAAUGGACAGUGUAUGUGUGGUGGCCCGCCACCGGAACAUGACACAGAGAGACUUCAAUGUUGGACAAGUCGCUUUGCUAAAACUGUUGAAUGCUGGGUUUGCUCCACAUGGCUGUGGAAGGGAUCUUAACUCCUGUUUCCCAAAAGAACUUAGCUCCAUUACAUCUUAAGUGAUAAAUCAACCUCAAACUAUGGAACCUCAAACAAUUUUCUUACCUUUAGGUCCCUCACAGCCUGUGUGCCAAUCAGAAACAUCCUAUAAGAUAGGCCUAGGUAUGAGGCCAGUCUGACCUGUAGAUUCUCAUCAAUCUCAGGGUUCCUAUAGGACUUUUCUGGUAUGGCAGCUCUAUUUCUGUAAUACUGGGAUCAGCUGGACUGGCUGGAUAUGUGUUCUGAGUGACUUGUAUGUGUUCUUACCUGUUAAGAUUGUCCAUGUGCUGAGAUAGAGAGCUUAAUCCUCUCACACACACGAUCCCACACUCACAGGCUUUCAGUAUGUCAAAUGAGUUUUCCGAAAUUUGCUCUGACAGCUGCAAGAACGAGUCAAAGAGGGCGUUGCCUUCUGUCUGCCUAGCAAGAAAGGAAAGGGAAGAAGGACAGGAUUGAAUAGAUGAGUUGAUUAUAAGGUGAGUUGGUAGUGGAAGGAUCCUCUGUCCGAAGCUGCUGCCUAACUUCACCUUCCUGAUCUUGGAGGACCCUGUUGUUGAUUGCCAUAAUAGAUAUACUGGCCAGAAUCUUAUUCUAAAAAGGGCCCUGUUUACACUGGACAUUUUACUGUCCACAGUGUAUCCCGAUAAUGCAGCUUUGACUCUGAGGUGUCAAUUUCUUGGUUUACUAAAAUGUAGAAAUCCACCAAAAAUGAUUUUGCAUUUACAGACAUUGUGUGCUCCCAAGAUAAAAGAAAACGUAAUCUCUUCACGGCAUCAAAUUACUGUACAUGUAGUCAAGAAAAUCAAUGCAACUACAAGUGAAUUUUAUUAUAAUUACCCUGAAAACAGUGCCGCUUUAGAAUGAGUAGAUCAAGGGCUGACUCUCUUCCCGGCCUCCAUGAUCAGGGCGCGUGGUGCUCCAGUUUUUUUCCUCCAGCCAUCUCCUCCUCCCCACUCUCCCAGCUCCUCACUAAAGGCUUCUCCGGGUGCUUGCAAGUCUGGGCUUCCCGUGCUUGGGUGAAUGCAGCCACGCAUCUUUAAACCCCCUUGCUCUGAAUUCAGUCACACUUUACUGACAGCCAAAGCUCACUGCAGCCUCCCCCCUACUUCCACUUCCUCACCCACUCUUCCCUCCUGCCUUCUGCAGUUUGGACGGCUGAAGAACUAUAAUCCAGAUGCUCUUUAUGCACACAUCUCUGUAUUGUGUUGUUUUGAUGGGAUCCCACAGGUUACAUCUGUUCUCCUGCAGCAGGUAUCAGUUGAAAAUGUGCAAGUGUGCAUCUGGAACACACUCCAGUUUGGUUUGAGCACAACCCAUUGACCAUAUUGCCUUUGAGUUUGCAAGCUGAGAUUUAGUAACCAAUGUGACCAUGACUAUUCUAGCUCCUCUAGCACAGAUGUGAACAUACAUCAGACUCGACUGCUGCUCAUCCCUUCAGAUAAAGACAUUAGCGGUAGAGUCAUACCUCAGUCAUUGCCUCAUCUAAAGAUGGAUGCAACAGGAACGCCUGCAGAAUUUAAUGCAGUUCAAUACAAUAUCCCUGCAUUUAUUAAGAAGCUCAAUAUGUUUAAUAUCUGUUAAGAAUUAGUGAUGGUGGUGCAUUGGCGUGCAUUACAUUGUAAGGUGUUCAUGUUAUGUCUGUGUUAAUAUCCACCAGAGGCCAACUCUGUCUUUGCCCCCCUGUGGUCCAAGUUACUAUCAAAACUUUCAUAGUUUCAUUAUGUUUACAGUGAUCAACCCAUCCAAUUCCCUCAGCUCAGUAGUAGCACAGUAAUGUAUCUAAUGGUAACCAUAAAUAGUCACACAGUAGCUAAGCUUCUUCAAGUAGGUUAAUGGACCAAGCCCAGUGUAGUUACAUUUAAAUGCCUGAUUAAUUAGAUUAUAAAUCAUUCUAGUUUCCAAAGACACAUUAAGGGUGACAGAGUAAUGUGUCACCUCAAGAGGAUAGCAAUCUGGAUCUGUUCAUUUCAAUGAAAUUUGUUCCAGCACAAAGUCGAAUGGGAUUUGGGGGGGGGGGUUAGUUGAUGAAUGUUAGAUGAAAACUUUGCAUCAACAUGUUUACUGUGAAUGACAAAUCCUGAUAUAAACACGAAUUAUAUUGUAAGGUUGUGUAUGCAUAUAUAUAUACCUUUUAAUCUGUAUUUCUUAAAACAUUCUGAGGCAUUUUUCAGUCUGCAUGCAAAUCAUGAAUAAAAUCUUUUUUUUUCUCAUAAAA